AUGAGCUUGGGUGCUUUGAUGAGAGAGAAGGAAAGAUCUUCUCAAGUACAUAUCCCCAAGGAUAUAGAUUGGCAAAUGCUUGAUAAAUCGAGGUUUUUUUUCCUCGGCGCCGCUCUCUUCUCCGGUGUAUCCACCGCUCUUUACCCUAUCGUAGUCCUCAAAACAAGGCAACAAGUCUCCCCGACCCGCGUCUCCUGCACCAACAUUUCUCUGGCAAUCGCUAGACACGAGGGUCUAAGAGGGUUUUACAAGGGCUUUGGGACAUCUUUGCUUGGAACCAUCCCGGCUCGUGCUCUCUAUAUGUCAGCUCUAGAGAUCACCAAGAGCAUUGUAAGUCAAGCCAGUAUUAGGUUAGGAUUGUCGGAUACAACUGCUAUGGCUGUGGCCAAUGGUGCAGCCGGUUUGACCUCAGCCGUGGCUGCUCAAAUCGUCUGGACCCCGAUUGAUGUCGUGAGCCAACGGCUUAUGGUUCAAGGCGAUCUGUCUUUGAAUUCUUGCAGAUACACAAAUGGGUUCGAUGCUUUUAGAAAGAUACUUUACACAGAUGGACCAAGAGGGUUCUACAGAGGAUUCGGGAUCUCAAUCUUGACUUACGCGCCUUCAAACGCAGUUUGGUGGGCAUCCUAUUCUUUGGCUCAAAAGUCGAUUUGGUCUCGAUUCAAGCGUUCAUAUGGCCGCAAGGAAGAUACUACUGGCUCAAUGAUGGUUCAAGGGGUAAGUGCAGCCAUGGCAAGCGGUUGCUCGGCUUUAAUAACUAUGCCGAUAGACACAAUCAAGACGCGGUUGCAGGUCUUAGACGCAGAAGAGAACGGGAGAAGACAAGCAAUGACAGUGAUGCAGUCAGUGAAGAGCUUGAUGAAGGAAGGAGGAUUUGGGGCUUGUUACAGAGGGUUAGGACCAAGGUGGGUCUCAAUGUCGAUGUCCGCAACAACAAUGAUCACAACCUACGAAUUCUUGAAGCGCCUUGCCACAAAGAAACAGAAAUGA
Arabis nemorensis is the source of this 987-nucleotide messenger RNA. The record is from the annotation of a GenBank genome assembly. Lineage: Eukaryota; Viridiplantae; Streptophyta; Magnoliopsida; Brassicales; Brassicaceae.